Cylicocyclus nassatus is the source of this 1318-nucleotide messenger RNA. NCBI's taxonomy places the organism in Eukaryota, Metazoa, Nematoda, Chromadorea, Rhabditida, Strongylidae. The record is from the annotation of a GenBank genome assembly.
AGCAGGUUUUGCUCCAUCUCCCCAGCGCUCUCGGAAAUCGGCUAUUUGCAUUGGGUUGGUAAUCUCUAGUCAGAUCUUCCAGCAAUUGCUCGUGAAUGGGCCCACAGGAACAACACCAAAUCUUUGGUCUCGUUUCUGCACUCCUGGCUACUCUGCUCUAUGGCUCCUGCUAUGUGCCAGUAAGAUGGUUUGAAGCAGGCGAUGGUGUGUAUUUCCAAUGGCUGAUGUGCAUUGGUCAACUCAUUGAUAGUGUCGCUGUACAAGCGUUUUAUGGAUGGCCACCGAUGUUUCCACUAGCAAUGCUUGGCGGGUUCUUCUUUGCUUUGGGUAACGCACUAACAAUGCCUAUCAUGAAUGGCAUAGGUAUGGCUGUUGGGUCUCUCUUGUGGAAUACACUGACUUGCAUUGUGGGAUGGGGUGUGUCCCGAUUUGGGUUGUUCGGGAGCCCCAAGAAAGUUCCUCUCGACAACGUCAUGAAUGUUGUCGGAAUUAUUGUUGUUUUCAUUGGAGGUUUCUUCUUUGCCACGCUCAAACACCAUCCUGUAAAAGUGAGACCUGCUCCAUGGCAGAGGCCUUCGCUACCCUUCAACGCGGAUCUGAAGGGUGAACAAGAGAUUUCAAAAACGAAGAGAAUUUUAGCCAUCUUAUGCACAGUCAUUGUUGGGUGCAUGUACGGUAACAUGCUCACGCCCAUAGGUUACCUGAGCAUGCAUGCACAUGACGGGCUACUGAAGCAUUAUGCUACCUACUUUUUCUCGUGGUGUAUUGGUGCAUUCUUGACAUCUACAGUGAUCUUUAUGUUCUAUUCUGGAUUCAGAAAAAAUCGUCCGCUCAUAAAUCCAGAAUUAACAUUACCAUCGCUGCUUGCUGGUCUGAUGUAUGGAGGUGCUUCCUUUUACUUCUUCUUAGCAAAUGAACAUCUCGACCCGAUCGUCGCAUAUCCAUUCUUGACAAAGGCUCCUGGAAUUGUUUGCGCUAUGUGGGCAGUGUUUCUGUUCAAAGAGAUAAGAGGCAGCUGGGACAUGACACACUUGUUUGUUGGGAUUCUCGUCACUGUCGCUGGCUUGACCAUGAUAACGUUAUCAAAAGUUACGAGCUUUGAUUACACUUGGUUUGAAAAAGUGCAGGUUUGGGUUUUCAUGCGCUCAUGAAAGCCUGUAGCCUCGUAAACACAUCUAGAUUUUUCUUGCUUUCUUCCGACAGCCGAAGAAAUUUACAAUAUUUACAACUCACAGUGAUGUUCAAUAAAUUUUGUGUGUUUAUAUUUACUAAAAGAAUAUAUGGAAAUGCGAAGAGUCCUUUAUAAAUAUUGUCGAUC